UAUGGCAAGCCGUUCUCGUCAAAACUAUGUUUAAACCAUUUUUCGAAAAAUUUACACACUGAGAAUUUAAAAAAAACACACUGAGAUUAAAAAACUUAAAAACACACACUGAGAAUUAAAAAUUACACACUGAGAUUUCAUAAAGACGCACUGAGAUUACAAAAAAUGAAAAACACACACUGAGAAUUAAAAAUUACACACUGAGAAUUGAAAAUUACACACUGAGAUUUCAAAAAGACACACUGAGAUGAAAUAAACUGAAAAACACACACUGAGAAUUGAAAAUUACACAAUGAGAUUUGUGCGCACAUUUUAUGCGCACAGAUCUAAUUAGCAUAGUUAUUCUGAUUCUAUUACAAGCUUAAACAACUAGGGGACAGAACUCGCUUUUCAUCUGUAGCCUGGGUUCCUGACUCAAAUUGACAUUGCGAUGUGAAGCUCAGAAUAGGCCGGGAUCCCAGACUAUUUUUAUUUGGCGCCAUGGAAUCCGCAAGGAAACUUGUCACAGAACUCGUGGAUAACGAAGCGAUGAUGACCCGGCUUGCCAAUCAGUUACAAAACAGAUCUAACCGUACGAGUCCUGUCACUAGUCUGGCCAAUUUUGCAUUCCACAGUGGGAGUUGGAAGGCAAAGGGAGGGAAAUCCCCUAGAAGCAAAUCCUUCAAGAUGAGUAAGAAGUCAAAAGGUGUGUUCAUGAAGGAGGUGGUUCUUCUGGCAGGGCCUAAUUCAAGCCUACCAAAACAAAGCAGAAAAGAAAAACUCCACCAAAAUGGCCAUGUUAUGGCAGCUAUGAUAUUUGAAAAAGACUGGGAAUAG
Mytilus trossulus (common blue mussel) is the source of this 816-nucleotide messenger RNA. RefSeq lists its product as uncharacterized. Bases 481 to 816 code for a protein of 111 amino acids. The record is from RefSeq and is a predicted model, not a curated record. The transcript has 2 exons. Lineage: Eukaryota; Metazoa; Mollusca; Bivalvia; Mytilida; Mytilidae.